This is a messenger RNA of Vitis riparia (riverbank grape), 1984 nucleotides long. RefSeq lists its product as uncharacterized. Bases 948 to 1874 code for a protein of 308 amino acids. The record is from RefSeq and is a predicted model, not a curated record. The transcript has 2 exons. Lineage: Eukaryota; Viridiplantae; Streptophyta; Magnoliopsida; Vitales; Vitaceae.
UGGCUUCUACAGUGUUAUAGCCGCCAAUAGAGAUGAUUUGGACUGUUUUACGUCGGCUUGCUCUCUUCAGCUUUACUGAAAUUUGGAGGUGUGAUUUUAGGCUAAAACGACAUGGUUACUGCUCACAUGGUUUAUCCCCCCCACCUCUGAUUCUGCAACAGAUGGACCUCCUACUCGUUGCUUCUUAUGCUUCUUAGUCUGCUUGAGUCACAUAUUGUCACCGCAAAUGUUGAGAAACUUGUUGCGUUUGAAACUUUAUAAUGCGGCAACAAGGCUUCUGACAUUUAUAGUUAUGACCACCUACUUUUUCUGCUAUCUGGGUCAUGGGUGGACAAGAUGAAGCCAUUUAUUGAUCUCCGUCUCAGUUUUGAGUUGGAUAGUGACUUUCAAUCUGAAGCUGCGUGUUCAGGGUAAUUUUGCUUAAGGGAAAUUCCAUCCGUAGUAGCUUAAACUCGAAGGCACGUGGCACUAUGGCUGCAUCAACUCAAACCGCAAACGAGUCUUUUUCAACCCAGUAAUUGUAAAACUGUUGGGCCAGUGUGAUUUUCGAUGUUGUGGGACUCAAUUGCUUGUGUAGUAGUAUGUUAUCCAUGCAGGAUUACUAAUUCACCAUUUUAUCAUGAUUUACGCUGUUGCAGUCCGCACUGGGUGAAGAAAAUUAAUUAGUUUUUUUUUUCCUAUUUUCAAUAAUUAAAUAGUUUUUAUUUUUGUAUUUUUAAAAUAUGAUUAGAUGGUAAGUAUGAAUUAGAUUAAACAUUAGAUGCCGUUGGGGAGCAAGUUACAUUUUAAUGACACAAGGCCCUGAACCUCCGCGUAGACUCUUAAUAUUUUAUUCAUAUUUUUUGUUUAUUUGUUUAGUUUUUUAAUGGAGGUUGACGUAAGCUACUCACUCUAUUUAUGGAUCAAAUGGAGUGGAGUUUGGAGAUGAAUCCAAUCCAAGUGAUACCAUGGAAAGGAUGCGUUUCCUUGGCACCUUUGGAAUCAUCAGAGAAGCCGUGAGAAUUGGAAUCAGAAACCCCAGCUUCAUUCCCCUGGCAACAAUCGUCUCACUUCCUUUAUUUUGCAUCACGCUACUUCAUGAAUUGCUUCUCCAGCAUUUCCUCAUGGAAGCUUCUCUCUCUCCUCAGCUCAGAAAGCUUCCUCCCAACUCCAACUCUCUUGCUGUAACCAGAUCGACUCACAUGAUGUCUGGCAGGGUUCUCCUACUGGCUCUUCUUUACUUGAUCCCCAUUCAAUUAUUGAACCUCCUCACUGCAGUCACUACCGUUUAUUCAGCUUCUGUGAUUCAUGCCGGAGCCAGACCGCUAGGUUUACAAGAUAUGCUCCGUAAUUCCGUCGCCAAAACCAGGUGGAAAGGCCCUCUUGUUACCUACAUUUAUACCUUCCUCUUGUCCAAUUUGUCGUUGAUGGUGAUAGUGUUUUUCAUCCUAUUGGGCCCCUUACUGGUGUCAGGGAAUGUGCUCUUGCUUCUUGUUUCUAUGAUGGGUGUGAUUAUAGCCCUUGGAAUUUGGUUGGUGUUGAGUGUCUGGUGGAAUAUGGGUGUUGUUAUUUCAAUUUUAGAGGACAAGGGCGGUCUUGAAGCCUUGUCAACCUCACAAUACUUGAGCAAAGGCAAUAGGUUGCGUGGAUUUGCGUUGAUGCUCCUCAAUUUUAUUUGGUUAUAUGGCCUAUCCUGGUCAACCCUCCAUGUAAGAGGAAGUUUUUCCGGUAGGAUUGUACUUGCUUUUGUUAAUACAGGCUUGGUGUGUGUGGGAAAGGUCAUUAAAUGGGUAGUCUUCAUGGUUUAUUACCAUGAUUGCAAGAGGCGCUGCACGGAGAAGGUUGACAUGGAAGAAGGUAGAGAAGAUGAAAUCCUUUGCAAAAAUUUUUCAUGAGUGUAAUCUUAUGUAUUAUUUUGUACUCAAUUCCACAAGCCCCAAGAUGGGUUUUUAGAUGUUAUUUACUAUGAAUAACUCAUGGAAUCUUCUUCCAUGGUUUUAACUGA